This is a messenger RNA of Neoarius graeffei (lesser salmon catfish), 1628 nucleotides long. RefSeq lists its product as uncharacterized. The record is from RefSeq and is a predicted model, not a curated record. NCBI's taxonomy places the organism in Eukaryota, Metazoa, Chordata, Actinopteri, Siluriformes, Ariidae. The coding region runs from base 99 to 1178 and encodes 359 amino acids. The transcript is spliced from 6 exons.
UUAUUUUGUAAUAUUCAUUUAUUCCUUUAUUGAAUGUCAUUUGACUGAUUCUAUAUUUCACCCGGAAGUAAAUUACACCGCCUGGCUCGCGCUCACGCAUGUCUCACUUACAACACACGAUGACGACGAUAGAUCGACCUCCAGCGAGUUCAUGGAUCAUGGAUGCUAUGCAGUACAUGCUCUUCAAAGGCCCUCAACGGGUGAAUCUACGUGAAGAAGACAUGUCAACACACAAAAUUGCAACUAUUUUUGAGGUUUCACCAUCAUCUGUGUUUCUCACUGAUGCUUCUAACAUGGCUGUGUUUCCAUCGAACGGGUACUUCAGCUCGGUGGAUUUGACACCCCGAGCCCAGUACGAGGUACACGGAGCAGCCUUCGAACCCCAGCCUCCGCCCCAACCACGCUUUGCCUUUGCUCGUCAAGGUGCCAGUGCAUCCUCCACUUCAAGUGCAUCAGUAGGCCUACCCCCAAGGGCCACACAGUCAAAAUCAUAUCAGAGAUCUGUGUUCAUGGCUGAGCUUGUCAACGGCAGGUUGCAACCCAACAGAAUGCUGGUGAUCAGAUUCCAGGAGGGGGAUGCCACAGUUCAGGGCAUUCUUGCCAAAGUGCAAGAUGCCCUAGGGGCCUAUGACCCCCUGAUCCUGACUGAUGGGCAGGGAAAUGAAAUACUGGACUCAGAGGGAACCAGAGGCUCCAUAUACUGGAAGCAAAAUGCGAGAAAAAUUCUUGCCCUUCCGGAGAUGCACUUCGCUGAACUAAAAUCAGAGAAACGAAGGAAAUCAAGCCGAAAUGAUGAUGCAAUGGGCCUCCAAGAGGCAUAUGAAAAAAUUGAAGAGGUGGUUAUGGCGGCCCAGUCCCUCACAGAUGUGACCGAUGCCAUCAAAAAACUCUCCAAGCUGGCCAUCGAAUCCAGAAGUACACAUAUCUUGACUGAGGAACAAGCUGAACAUAUCAGAGCUGCAUUCAGCUGCUGUGUGUGUAAAGGGCCAGUGAUGGACCCAAUGCUGGCAACUUGCUGCAGGGCAAUCCUUGGAUGCAAAACCUGCAUCACACGGUCACUGCACACAAGCAACGAAUGCGUAAGAUGUAGGGCAGACAACCUGGCCUUGAAUUUGGUGGAGGUGUCUGGGCUUUCUGAGGCCCUGAAUGCCUUAGAAGUAAUUAUUAAGGUGGACUAAACACCUUAUACGUUAUCUGCCAAUGUUCAUUUGUAAGCCAAAGGAUAUUUUUAUCCUAAGUAAAGUAAAAAAGAGAAAGUAAAAGAGAAAUGCUUUAAAAAGACUUAUUUUAUGUUUACAUGUUUAUACGAGUUUAUUUUUUACUUUUUUGUCUAGCAGCUUUUUGCAAAACACUGCCAUGUUGGAGGCAUCCGUGAGAAACAGUUGAUGGUUAAACCUUAAAAAAAACACAUUGUUUAGUUGAUUUUCUUUAUUGAUAAUGAAAGAGAAAGUAAAAGAAAUACUUUAAAAAGACACAUUUUUGUUAACAUGUUUAUAAGAGUUUAUUUUUUUAGUUUUUUGUCGAACAACUUUUUGCAAAACUUUGUUAUUCAGCUGAGCAAACACUGCCAUGUUGGAGGCAUCUGUGAGAAACAGUUGGUGAAACCUUGAACAUAACAAAAAAAUGUA